AAUAAUUAAGCACAUAGUAACACUUCAUUUUUCUUUUUCUUUUUGUGAUGUGUUGCAGGUACACAUCAUUUGUGGGUUUAUUUCCUUUGUUAUCAAGCGAUGCGAAAAUGCCAUUGGUGAGCCUUGAAGAGAUAUCGCAGACCAUUGACUCAGAAAAUUUCACAGUCCAGAACACGAUACUCUUUGCUGGACCAUUGGCAACCACUGCAAUAACCACCAAUGCCAAAUUUGAAGUUCGAAGUCCCAAACGUGUGCAGAUUAAAUUUCAAGAAGGUGUCAUUGGCACUCCCCAGUUGACAGAUUCCCUUGUAUUUGCGGAAAAUGUCGAAUUUCUGGGGCAAAAGAUUGAUUUGACGCCCAUAAAAGGUUUGGUCACUUCUGUCGAGAACACGGCUUCCUCUGUUGCAAAGACCAUUUCUAGCCGUCCACCACUGAAAUUUUCUCUCUCCAACAGCAAUGCCGAGUCAUGGCUUCUAACAACAUACCUUGACGACGAGCUUCGCAUUUCAAAAGGGGAUGGAGGUAGUGCAUUUGUGCUCAUCAAGGAAGGCAGCCCUCUUCUGACACCUUAGACAGAUAAAUUGCUGACUUUCUACCAAUAUUGUUUUCAGUAUGUUCCGAACGGCAUGUACAUUAUUUGUAACAAUGCAGGUUGUAUUAGGGAAUUCACAUUUUCAAGAAGUAAUAUUGAAUUGAAAAUCAGAUGUUGUAUCUGGAAUCUUUCCUGCU
This is a messenger RNA of Olea europaea var. sylvestris, 729 nucleotides long. Its product is annotated as light-induced protein, chloroplastic-like. The transcript has 2 exons. The coding region runs from base 48 to 572 and encodes 174 amino acids. Lineage: Eukaryota; Viridiplantae; Streptophyta; Magnoliopsida; Lamiales; Oleaceae. The record is from RefSeq and is a predicted model, not a curated record.